UAUAUCCGCCACCGGCGCGUCUCGUGCACAGCUUUUGAAUGUGGCGGAUCGCACUUAAUUUGGCAAUUAAUAAAUCAGAAAUAAACUUAAGCACACAAGUACGUGUUUUACGACUGCUCGAAUCACAAGCUCACUGCGGCUUUUUACUCUCUGCAGACGACACUCGUCUAGAGCAACGCUACAUGUCAAGUCAAGCUAAGAGAUUUUGCUCUGAAAACAUGACCGUUAAAAAGAUCGGAACCCAUAACGGCAGCUUCCAUUGUGAUGAGGUUCUGGCCUGUUUCUUCCUCCGCCAGCUUCCUGAGUACAAGGAUGCUGAGAUCGUUCGGACAAGGGACCCAGCACAGCUGUCAGAGUGUGACAUUGUCGUGGAUGUUGGAGGAGAGUUUAACCCAACAAGGCAUCGAUACGACCAUCAUCAGAGGUCCUUUUCAGAUAAUUUUAACAGUCUGCGUCCGGAGAAGCCGUGGGUGACCAAGCUCAGCUCAGCAGGUCUGGUUUACCUCCACUUCGGUCGUCAGCUGCUGGCCCAGCUGACACAGCUGAAGGAGGACGACAGGCAGCUGGAGGUGCUCUAUGACAAGCUGUAUGAAAACUUUGUGGAGGAGGUGGACGCUGUAGACAACGGCAUCUCGCAGUACGAUGGUGAGGCCCGCUACUCUGUCUCCACCACGCUGAGCGCACGUGUCGCCCACCUGAACCCGCGCUGGAACAGCAAGAGUCAGGACACCGAGGAGGGUUUCAGGAAGGCGAUGAAGAUGGUCGGGGAAGAGUUCCUGGACCGUCUGGAGUACUAUCAGUCCUCCUGGUUACCAGCUCGGGAGGUUGUGGAGAAGGCUAUAAAGGAGCGACAUCAGGUUGAUCCAAGUGGGGAGGUGUUGUUAUUCUCCCAGGGCGGCUGUCCCUGGAAGGAGCAUCUUUUCUCUCUGGAGAAGGAGCUCCAGGUGGAGACGCCAGUUAAGUUUGUCCUUUACCCGGACCAGAACGGGCAGUGGAGGGUGCAGUGCGUCCCUGCUGGACUCAACACUUUCCAAAACAGGCUGUCCCUGCUCGAGGAGUGGCGUGGCAUUCGCGAUCAGGCCCUGUCAGAGCUCAGCGGGAUUAAGGACUGCAUCUUCGUCCACGCCUCGGGCUUUAUUGGCGGGAACAAGACGCAGGAAGGAGCCCUGGAGAUGGCCCGGAGGACCCUGCAGGCCGCCGCCCAGUCCCCCGCCAACGGAAGCAGCUGAAAACACAGAAAGAGGCGAGGACGGCCAACGGCACAUUUUGUUCUCGGGUCGGUCUUUAGAGAGGAGGAUUAUUGUGUUAGUGUUUUUCUAGCUUGGAGCUUGUUGAUCCCAGUCAGGGCUAAUGUUGUUUUGUUCUGCCGUGCCAGGUUUAGGAUGCUAAUGGCAGCCAAAUAACCUUGGACCAGUUCCCUAAAUACCCAUAUUCCAACACAAGCUCUCUCUGAAUCAUAAUGUCAACUUUUGUUAUUCUUCUCUUCUCUGCCUGUUCAUGUAAAUGCUGCUCUGAUUUGGUUCUUAUGAAAUAAAACAACAAUUUGGAAUACA
Molecule: messenger RNA, 1553 nt
Organism: Cheilinus undulatus (humphead wrasse)
Lineage: Eukaryota; Metazoa; Chordata; Actinopteri; Labriformes; Labridae
Gene: myg1
Product: myg1 exonuclease
Exons: 7
Coding region: 39-1229 (396 amino acids)
Cellular component (GO): cytoplasm; nucleus
Source: RefSeq, a predicted model, not a curated record